CUGCCAUUCCCAUUCGCACCCCACUCAGCCGGCUGCUCAAUUAGGGCUCAGCCCACACCAAAAAAUUGAGGGACGACUUUCCGGGUGAGGCUCGCCAACACUACCGCCCUGGAUCGCGAAACCUUUCGAACUUCCCCAGCGCCCGCCGACCACACCCGCCCGACCCCCUCGACACCCAGUCAAACUCCCACGUUCGACGUCGUUACAUACCUUUCAAGAUGGCGCACCCUGGUUCUCAGAUCUCCAAGCGGAGAAAGUUCGUCGCCGACGGUGUCUUCUACGCCGAGCUGAACGAGUUCUUCCAGCGCGAGCUCGCUGAGGAGGGUUACUCUGGCGUCGAGGUCCGCGUCACGCCAACCGUCACCGACAUCAUCAUCCGCGCCACGCACACCCAGGAGGUCCUCGGCGAGCAGGGCCGCCGCAUCCGCGAGCUCACCUCGCUCAUCCAGAAGCGAUUCAAGUUCCCCGAGAACUCCGUCUCUCUGUACGCCGCCAAGGUCCAGAACCGCGGCCUCUCCGCCGUCGCUCAGUGCGAGUCCCUCCGGUACAAGCUCCUCAACGGCCUGGCCGUCCGCCGCGCCUGCUAUGGUGUCCUCCGCUUCAUCAUGGAGUCCGGCGCCAAGGGCUGCGAAGUUGUCGUCUCUGGCAAGCUCCGUGCCGCCCGUGCCAAGAGCAUGAAGUUCACCGACGGCUUCAUGAUCCACUCCGGCCAGCCCGCCAAGGACUUCAUCGACUCGGCCACUCGCCACGUCCUGCUCCGCCAGGGUGUCCUGGGUAUUAAGGUCAAGAUCAUGCGCGGCUCCGACCCUGAGGGCAAGGCCGGCCCCCAGAAGUCUCUGCCCGACGCCGUCACCAUCAUCGAGCCCAAGGAGGAGCAGGCUGUUCUCCAGCCCGUCAGCCAGGACUACGGCGCUAAGGCCGCCCAGAACCUGGCCAGCCAAGACGCUCGCAACGCUGAGCAGGAGGGUGAGGCGGAGGCUGCUCCCGCUGAGCAAUAAAUGCUCUCACGCGACGCAGGGAGCUGGGGAUGGGAUGUGGAAGCGAACGACUGCUGCCACCGGCACGACGACGGGACAGGACAAGGGAAUGGCGGUCUAUUCAGGCGUCAAUUGAUCAUCUUUGCAUCUGCUUGAGGGCAUAGGAAGGUUUCAUCUUGCUUUGUAUGGUAGACCCAAGCCACCAAAAUGGAAUGAGACCUGAGAAUCUGAUGAACCGAG
Molecule: messenger RNA, 1217 nt
Organism: Purpureocillium takamizusanense
Lineage: Eukaryota; Fungi; Ascomycota; Sordariomycetes; Hypocreales; Ophiocordycipitaceae
Gene: RPS3
Product: 40S ribosomal protein S3
Exons: 2
Coding region: 219-998 (259 amino acids)
Biological process (GO): translation
Cellular component (GO): cytosolic small ribosomal subunit; nucleus
Molecular function (GO): structural constituent of ribosome; RNA binding
Source: RefSeq, a predicted model, not a curated record